GUUGUUUGACCAGUAUCCCCCCCAAAACUGUACUUUAAAACAUACUUGAAGGUAUCAGUUAACUUUACAAUUUUCCUAUGUCACUUCGUCAUUAUUGUGAACUGAAGGAAUUUUAGGGGGCUGGUGACUGCUUGUUGCAGAAAUCGAAGAAAUAUGAGUUUCACAGUACCAGUUUUGGUCGCGGCCAUUGACUUUGGUACAACCUUCUCUGGGUAUGCAUUUUCAUUUCGCCACGAGUUUGACCAAGACCCUCUCAAAAUCAGUGCCUGUAACUGGAUAGCAGGAAAUCAAUCAUUAAUUUCUCUAAAGACACCGUCAGUGGUCCUGCUGAAACCAGACAAGACCUUCCAUUCUUUUGGAUACGAAGCUGAAAACAAAUAUGCAACACUAGCAGAAGACGAUGAACAUGAAGGAUGGCUAUAUUUUCGACGCUUCAAGAUGACUCUCCAUAAGAAUAAAAGUUUACGACGAACCACCACAAUUAAAGAUAUAAACGGAGUGGAAAUGCCAGCGAUGACUAUCUUUACGAUGGCUGUUAAGUACCUUAAAGACCACUUGAUGAAAACUUUGACAUCACGUGUAGACAACUUCACUGAGGACCUAAUACGUUGGGUACUUACUGUUCCCGCCAUAUGGGAUGAAGGUGCAAAACAGUUCAUGAUGGAGGCAGCAAUUGACGCUGGUAUUGACAGGAAGCAGUUGGUUUUAGCCUUGGAGCCAGAGGCGGCCUCCAUUUAUUGUAAUCAUGUUCCAGUGGGAGUUAUGUCUGUCAAUAAAGGGAAGACUGAAUCUUACAAAUUCAAACCUGGGACGCGAUAUAUGGUUCUGGAUUUGGGAGGAGGAACAGCUGACAUCACAGUUCAUGAGGUCCAACAGAAUCAGGACUUGCGAGAGGUUCACCAAGCCACAGGCGGGGCCUGGGGCGGAACCAAAGUGGAUGACGCCUUCUACCAAUUUUUGGCCAAGCUCAUGGGAAAUGAUGUUUUGACAACGCUAAAGAAUGAGAGCAUGGACGAUUAUAUCGGACUUUUUCGCGAUUUUGAAACAAAGAAACGCACCAUCAAACCAGAUCUUGAGGACAAAAUAUCCAUUACAUUACCCUUUCGUUUGCUUGAGUUAUUUAAGGAGCAAACAGAUGAAACUUUGGCAGAAGCACUGCCACAGACAAGGUUUGCCAAGAAAGUCACAUACAAUACUAAGGCCGCAAAACUGCGAGUAGAUCCCGAAAUCUUCAAAGACUUCUUCAGAGAGACUUUAACAGGAAUAAUUCAGCACAUUACAGAAAUUCUGAACUCGUUUGAAGGAGAAUCUGUGUCAAAAAUUCUCCUAGUUGGUGGGUUUUCCGAAUCGCCUAUGGUUUUAAAAGCUAUAAAAGAAUUAUUCCCUGACAAGAAGGUUAUUGCUCCUGCUGACCCAGGACUGGCCGUCUUAAAAGGCGCUGUAUUGUUUGGUCAUACACCAAGCAUCAUUUCUUCAAGAGUCUGUCCUUUUACUAUUGGAUUUGAGGUUAAUACACCAUUCAUUGAAGGAAAACAUCGAAAUGAUUACAAAAUUAAAAGAAAAACUGACGGAACACCUAUGUGUCAGCACAUUUUUGAAAUAUUGGUGCGGGAAGGUGAGGAAGUUCCUAUUGGACACAAAGUUGAAAAUACAUACACACCCAGUGAAGAAGAUGCAAUAAAGGGGAUAGGAGUUUAUCAGUCAUCUUCUCGCAAUCCAACUUAUACCACUGAAAAAAGCUGUACAAAACUUGGGGCUAUAAAACUCCGACGACCAAAUGGAGGCUGGUCCGAGGAUGCCUUGAUACACGCCGUCUUGGUGUUCGGGGGAACUCGAUUCGAUGUGGCUUUGACAGACGACUGUCUCGAUGAAACAUAUAGAGAUUCAUAUGAUUUCCUCAAAAAUUAAUUUCUAACCACCCAUGCAUCACAUAUAGUCAUUGAUAAGAACAUAUUACAUGUAUACAUUUUUGCUUGCGAUUAAUUCUCAUUGUUAGGAAAUUAUAAAGAGUUUUUAACUUUCCCAAAGAUCAUUUUUGUGAAAUAAUUCUGUGUUGCCAAUUAGUGGCCUAAUUAUUUUAAGCGAAAUUGAAUUGUCAAAGAAUCAGUCGCGAUCCCCUUGUUUCAUAAAGAAAUCAAGUAGAAGUUAUGCAUUUCGUUUUCCUUUUUUGCUACAUCAAUUCGAAAUGUAAAACCAUUAGAUAUAAUGUACAUGUACUAUAUCAUUGAGAAAGCGGAAGCAACCUCUAAAGCACCGGUUCAAUGAUUGUAUAUAUAGGAAUGGGCAUUGUCUCAGGUCACGGUUCGGAUUUUGCAGAUUAACUCUCUCCAAAAAUUGACCAUCAUGGAAGAGGAUCGUACACUGGACUUUGGUUGUGACGACGAAGAACGAGUUGCAAAAUGUACUAAUAUGUCGUUUACAUAAUUAACCAAUUAGUGCUGAAUAUAAAAUUAAUCCCAAUUAAAAACACUCUGUGCAAAUUUUGAAAACUUUUUGACGUCAUAGAAGAGAUUAUACAUUGUAUGUGUUGGGCUCUUUACCCCACCUGCUGCCACUGGUCGAUUUUUAUUUGACUUGCAUUUGAAAAAAAAAAAUCGCCAUCAGCUCUCAAACGGGGCCAUCAGUGUUUUACAAACACAUCCUGUAUUUUUAAGUCUUCGUUACUGAAUGAAGUGUUGAACCUUAAUAGACAUUACAUCUAUCUAUAAGAUAGUUAGAGUAAAAUUUAUUUAACAUCGAAGUGUAAAUCCAUUUAAUAGUAAAAUAAUAUAUUAUAUAAAAAAUCAUAUGAAUAGAAUAAAAAAUUAUACGUGCGACACAUGUAGUAGAAAAAAAAGAUAUGAUUGUAAAUCUUGCUGUGAUCUGUUUAAAAAUACUGUUGUUGAUUAAGCUACUUCCCAAUCCCUCCUUUUUAAAAUUAAUCUUGCUCACAAAAUGCUCUUGCAUUUCGAAUCAUAUGAAAAACAUAAUCACCAAGUAUUAUUGCAUUAGUACAUGUAAGGGGCACUAUCUUCAAAACAGAAUUUGGAUUUGAAAAAUAUUUAGACUUACUAUCUAAAAAUUACAGAACACUAAAAAUUAAAUUAAGAACAACAAAUCACCCUCUCCCAGUUAAGACUGGGAGAUGGUUUAAAUUCCCAAAAUAAUAGACUUUAUCAUCUGUGUAAUAGUGGACAAAUAGCUGAUGAAUAUCACUAUUUUAGAAUGUCAAUUUUUUUCAGAAUGCAGAAAAAAAUAUCUACCUAGUAAAUAUUGUAAUUGUUUUCAUCUGUUGACUACAAAGUAUUAAUUAAAAUAUGCAGUUAUAUUAAAUAGAGUAUAUGAACAAGUCUUUCCUCCAAAAUGUAUUUUUGUUACUUCAUAAUUUGAAUGUAUUUCUGCAUUUCAUAUGUAUUUUUUGU
Messenger RNA from Saccostrea cuccullata (small rock oyster), 3401 nucleotides. RefSeq names its product heat shock 70 kDa protein 12B-like. The record is from RefSeq and is a predicted model, not a curated record. Gene Ontology annotation, molecular function: ATP binding; ATP-dependent protein folding chaperone. The coding region runs from base 154 to 1908 and encodes 584 amino acids. The transcript is spliced from 6 exons. NCBI's taxonomy places the organism in Eukaryota, Metazoa, Mollusca, Bivalvia, Ostreida, Ostreidae.